Molecule: messenger RNA, 1300 nt
Organism: Panicum virgatum (switchgrass)
Lineage: Eukaryota; Viridiplantae; Streptophyta; Magnoliopsida; Poales; Poaceae
Exons: 4
Coding region: 429-974 (181 amino acids)
Source: RefSeq, a predicted model, not a curated record
GCACAGCGGGUUUUCACUGUCCGCGGCGGGAUCUGCACCUCCGGUGACUGCCGACAGAUCAGCAUCGUCGCCGUCCUGGAGCCCUCCCCCCGCGUCGUCGUCAUCCUCUUCGAUGUCCCGCACACGCCGCGGGAGCCACCGUCACAGACGGUGUAUUCGGCGGGCGCCUCCGAGCUGUCCUGCCGGUGACCGUCGGCGACCGCCGAUAGAUCCCCAUCGUCGUCCUACACUCCUACUAGAGCGCUGUCCUCUUCCUCCCGGGUACUCGCGCGUUGUCCCCCUUAGACCCGCCGCCUACCCGCUGACGCCAUGACUGUGACCUCGCCUUGAAGUUGUUGAGCCGUUGGGAUCCCACACAAUCGCCGGAGCUUCUUUGUGGAUGCGGAUUUCCAGCAGUUUGCCGCACCGCUCUGACACCAAGGAACCCCAUGCGGAAGUUCCUUAGUUGCGAUGUAUGUAGGUUAUGGAUAUGGGAGGAUCUCUUGAAUAAAUAUGCAGGUGAUGUGGUGGAUUAUUUGCAACUCGAACGUUCUAAAUCCAGGGAUGUACCAAUUCUGCUUUGUGGAUGCGGCCGUCAUGUCCACCCCUAUACUGUGCAAGAUACGUCGUCCUCCAAGCAGGGAGUUGUAUCACGGAGUUGGUUCCAUUGCCAGAUUUGUAACCUAAUGAUUCCGGAGGACACGCUAUCGCAGUACAUAGAAGGCAUCAUUUUUUACUGCCAAUCAUCUACCGUGGACGCCCUGAAAGCCCAGCUUCAGAGGUGCCAGGAGGUAAUUUCUGGGAAGGACAAGGAACUUGGCAGGAUGGAGGCAGAGCUGAUGAAGUUGCAAGCAUCUUUUGGUGAAGAACAACUACCCCAAGAUCAAGGAAGGGGAGAGCAGUUGGUAAUUAGGCGCAGCGUUCGGAAGAUUAUCAUGUUUAUCAUAGGCGUAGCUAUCAUUGCUAAUAUGCUGGCAGCUAAUUUUAAUAGGUAAAGUGGCAAAUGUUAUUUGCCUACAUGCCAAGUGGAGUUUGCUGCAAGUAGUCUAGAUGCUCAAUUGCUGCAAGUAGUCUAGAUGCUCAAUUUGCAUUUUUAGCAGGUAAGUAGUAGUUGACCGUGAUCUUAGUAUGUAAGUAGUAGUUCAGGUGUAUCAUGUGCCCAUGCGCCGGUGUCCAUGUGCGUUGCUCGAGCUUGGGAGUUUGGUUACACCCCCAAGUUCCAAGAAUUAUUCAACGGGCCAUUGUGCCUAUUUUUGUUGUAACAGUGGUAUGAUUACUCUGUUAGAGACAAUUUAACAUAGAUCUGAGUUAUUUAUGUCUU